CGCUCUGUGUUAGCCCCUCCGCUUCCGGUUUUUAGUUAACUAAAUUAUUUACCGCGGAACACUAUGAGGAGAACCAGAGGUUCAAGGAAACAAACUCAGAGCGUUGACGAAAGCGAUGAGGUCCAGGAAAAGAAAGUUUGGCAGUGGAGAGGAGAUGACGGGCAGUGGGAGGUGUACCCAGAUGCAGCCUGCUCCGUGCUGGAAUCUGCUGUCUCGUCUGGGAAGAAAACGAUUACUCUGACUCUUGGUGCAGGCAGGAAGUACAAAGUCGAUCUGGAGAAAAUGAUCCAGAUUAAUCCUGCAACCAAAUACAAGAGAGAGAUUCGCUGUCAGGCGGUAAAAGAAGAAAAUUUAAAUGAAGACAACAAAGAAGCCUCUCAAAAUGGAGCUCCAGCUCAAAUUAAAGAGGAAGAGGAGGAGGCAGCGGAGGAGCCGGUGGUUAAGAAGAGAAAAGGGCAAAGCAAGGCUGCAAAAAAACCCAAAGAGGAAAUAAAAACGGAAGAAGUGGUGAAGACGGUGGUGAUGAAGGGAAAAGCUCCAGUGGAUCCUGAAUGCAAAGCUAAACUUGGACAGGCUCACGUUUACUGUGAAGGAGAUGAUGUGUAUGAUGUGAUGCUGAACCAGACUAAUCUCCAGUUUAACAAUAAUAAAUAUUACCUGAUCCAGCUGCUGGAGGACGACGGCUCUAAAGUUUACAGCGUCUGGAUGAGGUGGGGAAGAGUGGGUAAAGUGGGUCAGAACAGCCUGGUUUCCUGUGGCUCAGAUCUAAAAAAGGCCAAAGAUGUUUUCAAAGAGAAAAAAUGCAUUUUCUCCAAGCUUUGCAAAAUGAUAUUUUGAGUGAAUUUUUCAACUAAACCACCUGAGGAGAACAGAACAGCAGUCGACUCUGUCCCCAAAAAGCAGCCCUCCAAGCUGGAUCCUAAGGUUUACUCUCUCCUCGAACUCAUCUGUGACAUAAAAGCCAUGGAGGAGUGUGUGCUGGAGAUGAAGUUCGACACUAAAAAAGCUCCUCUGGGAAAACUGACCCAGGAGCAGAUCCGUGCCGGGUAUGAAGCGCUGAAGGCUAUCGAGUCGUGUUUGAAGAAAAAGGGCAGCGCCCGGAAUCUGCUGGAAGCCUGCAACGCGUUUUACACCCGCAUCCCUCAUGACUUUGGGUUAAAACCUCCCCCGAUGAUUAAAACGGAGCAAGAACUGAAGGAAAAAAUAGCUCUGUUGGAGGCACUGGGUGAUAUCCAGAUUGCAGUGAAAAUGGCCCAGUCCAAUGCAGACAGUGAUGAGCAUCCACUGGACCGUCAGUACCGCUCCCUGCAGUGCCAGCUGCAACCUUUGGACCACAGCAGCAAUGAGUUCAAGCUGAUAGAGAAGUACCUGCAGUCCACUCACGCCCCCACUCACUGCGACUACACCAUGACGCUCCUCGACAUCUUCUCUGUGGACAGAGGCGGGGAGAGCGACAGCUUCCUCUCACACUUGCAUAAUAAGACUCUCCUGUGGCACGGCUCCCGUCUGACUAACUGGGUCGGCAUCCUCAGUAAGGGGCUCCGAGUGGCGCCGCCGGAGGCUCCCACCACCGGUUACAUGUUUGGUAAAGGGAUCUACUUUGCAGACAUGUCUUCAAAAAGUGCCAACUACUGUCAUGCCAGCCAGAGCAACCAUGUGGGGUUUCUGCUGCUGUGUGAGGUGGCUCUGGGUGACUGUAACGAGCUGCUGGACGCCGACUAUGAAGGCCAUAACCUCCCUCCUGGAAAACACAGCACCAAAGGCCUGGGUCAGACCGGCCCUGACCCCAGAAACGCCGUAACGCUGAAUGGGAUGACGGUUCCGAUGGGUCCCGGCGUUAAAACAAAGGUUAGCAACCCCGGCGGUUAUUCGCUGCUCUACAACGAGUUCAUCGUUUACAACCCAGCUCAGACCCGGAUGAGGUACCUGCUGCGGAUCCAGUUCAACUACGCCUCGCUGUGGUGAAGAGCCGUCUGACCACGUUCCGUCUAGAAGCUCCAUCCUCCUUUUGUUUACGGGGAAAUCUUCUUUUUGGGUUUUUUUUUCUCCCACUGUUGGUUCUGGGGAUCUACUGACACUUGAACAGGCUCCUGUUGCUAGGCAGAUUACAGAUAGGUUUACUUUCUACUUGGGACUUGAAGUAAUUCAGUAAGGAAUAAUUGAUCAACAGGUGGCGCAAUAGUGCAGCAGCAUUUAAAAUAAAAACAUUUUUACUGAAGUUUGGAUUCAUUUAUAGUUUAUUAAUAAAAUGUUCUGUUGAAUAACUUUCUAAUAUCUACCUAAUAAAAAUCAACAUUUACCACUGAAUGGAAUUAAAGCCUUAUGAGAGUUAACUGAAUAUCUGUUGGAUUUUAACCCAUUGAGGUUUCCCUAAAGAUUUAACAGUUAUUAAUAAUAGCCUUAAAGGUCUGAGGUUAAAAUGGCUCAGUUAAAAAGGGAACAUUAAAGCUGGAACCGUUUCUGCUGUGCGGUUUUAUUGGUUGCUCCUCUCACAUCCCUGUGCUGCUGCAGCUCACCGAGUAUUUUAGCCUUUUUGUUCAGUAGAGCUACACUGAGGGUUUCUAAAACUGCAUGGAUGGUGCCUGACAUGAAGGGGGAAACAAAUUGCACUACACCUCAUUUAU
This is a messenger RNA of Cyprinodon variegatus (sheepshead minnow), 2624 nucleotides long. RefSeq names its product poly(ADP-ribose) polymerase 2 (gene parp2). Gene Ontology annotation, molecular function: NAD+ poly-ADP-ribosyltransferase activity; zinc ion binding. The transcript has 17 exons. The record is from RefSeq and is a predicted model, not a curated record. Lineage: Eukaryota; Metazoa; Chordata; Actinopteri; Cyprinodontiformes; Cyprinodontidae.